AUGCGUGCCUCUCGUCGCAGUGGUGCCAAUGGUAGUAGUCUCAACAAAGCCACGGUCCCGUUGUUGCCGAAAAAUCGGCUUGUGAAGGAGCUCCAAGACCGCGGUCUAGACACAAAUGGCGUGCAGACGGUGUUGGCUGACAGGCUGUUGGAGUUUUUAGACAUCGAGGAUGGCACGAUUCCAGCGCCAGCAGGGACUCCAGUAGCUAAAAAACCACCUCCAGCGGCCGCCAAAAAAGCCACCCCGAAGGGCACAAACUCUGCCAAGAAGGGAAAAAAGGUGGUGAAGGAAGAAGUGGAAACAGAAGAGGAGGAGGAUGAGAAGCCCGAUGUCUCAGAGCUCAUCGAGCCGCCCAAACGCGGUCGGAAGCCUUCAGAAGCCAAGAAGAAGGUUAUAAAGCAAGAGGUGCCAGAUGAAGAAGAAGAAGAGGAGGAGGAGGAUGCUCCUGUAGUCAUUGUUCCAACUCCCAGAGGCAAGAGAAAGGCUCCAGGAAGGCCGCCAAAGCAGGUGAACGAUGAACCAGAAGAGGAGCCUGAAGAAAAGCCAGAAGACGUCCCACCAAGUAGAAGAAGUGGAAGAAAGUCGAAUCCUCCUCCAGCACCACCGAAAAAAGACAAGAAAAAAACAGUGGUCGUUGUGAAGACUGAGGAGCCAGAGGAGGUUCCAGAAGACGUUCCGUCGACUUCAGAAGCUCCUGCAGCUCCAGAAAUCGUCUCUGAAGUUGUAGCAACUCCUAAGAAGAAUGGGAAGUUACCAGAAGUCGUAACCUCGAGGUCCGAGGAGAAGAGGGCUCGAAAGAAGAGUGCGAAGCUUCUGGAAGCCGAGGAAUCAAUGGUAGAUGAAGUGGAAGAGGUGCAAGAGGAGCCGCAAGAGCUCCAAGAGCUACAACAGGAGAUUCAGGAGGAAAUUCAAGAGCCAGAGAGAAAGAAGCAGAAGAUAAAGGAGGAGGUUCCAGAUUCUGAUGAGGAAGAGGUAGAAAAGUCUCAAAAGGAGAAGAAGAAGAAGGUGGUGCGAAUAAAAGAGGAAAUCAUCGACGAGGAAUACGCCACGUCAUCCGACCCAGAUUUCACACCGCCUCCAGUUCGCCAUUCGAAACGAAUCAAAGAGCACUCUGAACAGAGCUACGAGGCGUUGCUCGCGAUGCAGAUCCAGAGAGACAAGGCUAAGAAGCAGAGAACGAUGUCUUCUAGUACCUAUCAACCGCCGGCACCUGCACCAGCGCCAGCGCCACGAAAACCGGAUUGGCAGGCGCAGUGGAAGGCCAAAAUGGAGGCGAAUAAGAAGGCGACCGCGGCGGCUCCAGCUCCGACGACGCCAACGACUCCACUAGUAGAAGUUGCGAAACGGAAAGAAUCCGGUACCGCGGAGAUACCGAAGAAGAAGAAGAAGGAGGUGACGAUUGAUGCGAUCGAAGCGUUGAUGGCGUCGACGCAUAAGGAGAAAGCCGAAAAAAAAGCUUCCUUGGAGCGCUCCGAACGCCCCACAGAACGUGCCGUCGGUGGAGCCGAUGCCUCAGGAACCGAUUACGCCCAAAAUCAGCUUCGUAACGUCGCAAAGGCCGCUCCACCACUCGCUCCAGGCCUAUUUUUCAACAAUCAGCCACCAGUCGUCGCGAAGAUCCCGCCAGCAUCCCAUCCAUACGCUUCGCAUAUAAAAAUGAUGCCACCUGGAAUGAUUCCACCGCCACCACCACCAGCAGGUCAACCCACCAGACGUCGUCAAUCGAGAUUCGAUCAACCGCCGCCAGAAGCGAUCGCUGUUCAGCAGCAGCAGCAGCAUUUCUAUGCCAAUUCGAAUGCCAGCCAGCAACCACCUCCACCCCCUCCAUCGCUCACCACGGUGCCACAGAUCUCGAAACGAUCGUCUGGAAUCAGUUUGCACGUUCCACCACCGCCGCCAGGAAGAAAGCCAACGACGCUAGAUGGAAUCGUACCGCCACCGCCGCCGAAGCCGCCAGUUGUCGUUCAGAUUCCACCAGCAACACCGCCGACGUCGGAUUUGCAAAGGCGCGUCCAAGCGCUAUUCUCGAGCGAGCCAGUCACUGCCGUCCCCGUCGUCUUCUCGCCACGCGAAUCCACGUCUUCUGCUCCGAUCUCUGCAAUAUCUCCAUUCUCAAUCCCACCACCUCCUCCACCACCGCCUCCGCCUCCACCGAAGCCUCCAGUUGCUCAGACAGUGCUGAAAACGGAGCCAGAAGGGAAUGACGACGAUGAUGAGUUUGUGAUUCGGGAUACUGUAGUUGAAGAGCCAGAGGAAUCGUCGGUACCUGCUCCAGUAGCUGUCAAGCCAAGCGUGAAGGCUGAAAGAAGCUCUGCGACACCUCCACUACCUCCACCAAGGUACACUGAAGAAGAUAACGCGCCAAAGGCCAUCAACAGGGUUGAGGAGCUUCGAAAGAAGCUGGCACUGGCUGAAGAACGGCAACGACGAGCUGCGGAGUUGGGAGAUGGAGAGUACGAUCCAUUGGAUGAUGCGACGGCGCAAGAGGAGACUGAAGAGGUUUGGGAGUAUCAGCCAACGACGAGAGUGGAGGAUGAGGAGGAGGAGAUGGAGCAGGACGACGAGGAGGAUGAAGAGAUGGAUGAUGAGGAAGACGAUGAGGAGGAUGAGGACGAGGAGGAACAAGAAACGGAGGAAGCCGCUGGAGAGGUUCCAGAAGAAGAGAAAAUGGAGGAUCUAGAGAUCGAGAUCCCUCAGAAUCCAAUGGAGCUGUUCAAACGCGCGCUACCGCUUCUCCAUUCGUCUACUGUAGCGGAGGCACCGAAGAAUGACUACGCUCAAGUGGAUAUCCCGAUGACAGAAUCGCUUCUAACCCGACCGCAAGAAGAGCAACAAGGCGAGGUCUAUUAUCAUGGUGAUCCAGUGCCAGAGGUCGAUGAGAAUGAGCUGUAUGAAAUAGCGGCAGGAAUCAAGCCAAAGAAGAAGGACAAGAAGCCGUUGGUGCAGAUUCCAGAGGAGGAACGAGUGCCAGUUGAUAACGAUACCAUUGAGCUGGAUUAUUAUAAUGCUGACAUCCUUGUGAAGAGCGCCGAGAAGAAUAUUUGGCAAAUCGAACCAUUCUGUCAGGAUGGUCUAGCCCUUAUGUGGGGAGGCAUCAGGUCGAACUUUGGAAUCCAACUUCCGUUCAAACAAACAGACAAGGACAAAUCGCAUCGGCUAGCCUUCCAAAUCCAAAUCGACGCCUUCCAAUCGAUGCAACACCUUCCAACGGAAUUUAUGCAGGAGGAAGGAGACGUUCGAAUGGGAUUCUCGCUUGCUUCGACGCCUCUGGCCCUCGGAGAAAGUUCCGGAUCAUGGUGUAUCACUGCGACGGGAAAGAAGGCGUCCAACAAUCAUUUUUACGAGUUUACAAGAGCCUUCCUUGUCGGCGAUUGUGUUACUUGUAUUCUGGAUCUUCUGGAAGGUUCGAUUUCCUAUCAAAUUAACGGAGAAGACGUUGGAACUCCUUUCGAGAAGAUUCCAUUGAGAGAAGGGGAUAUUAUUUUCCCAACGAUUUGCACAAAAAAUGCCAAUAUCAAUGUGAAUCUGGGACAGGAGUUGAGUGAUGAGAAGUGGAAACUAUCGGAGGAUCGUGACUGGAUGUUCAUCACCGAAAUGGAUCGAGCUCAUCUCGUUCGCUCUCACACCGCGCCUGCAGCAAAGAAGGACUGUACAGUACUGAUGACUGUCGGUCUUCCAGGAGUUGGAAAAACCACGUGGGUUCGUCGUUACCUUGCGGAGCAUCCACACGAGCAUUGGACACUGAUCAGUGCUGACGUUGUGAUCGAUGCGAUGAAGGUGAAUGGAGUGCCCAGAAUCCGAUUGCCAACUCUGAAGCGUCCGGAUUUCCUUCGAGGAAUUAUUGGAAAAUCGAUGAGUCGUCUGAUCUCCCUGGCACCUCGUAGAAGGAAGAACUACAUUUUGGAUAUGACCAAUUGUAUGGCAGAUAGAAGAAAAAAGAAGCUGAUGGGAUUUGAGGAGUUCAAUAGGAAGUGUAUGAUCUUUGUACCCGAUGAGGAUACACAUAUGAAGAGGUUGAUCAAGCAAGAACACGAGGAGAACGAGAAACUGGACACUGACGCUGUGAUGCAGUACAAAGCGGCCAUGUCGCUGCCGAUUGUGGCUGAAGGAGAGCCGUGUGAAGAGCUGAUCUUCAUAGAUCCGCCGGCGGGAAUGGAGGAUUUGGCGUUCGAUCGGGUCGCUAAGAUGAAUUAUGAGUGUAGAUCGUGGUUGCAGUUGCCGAGAAGGAGAGGAGGAGGCUACCAUAACAAUCAUCACCGGGGAAACGGCGGAGGCGGAAGCGGAGGCUACCAACCUCAACACAACCAAUACAACAACGAUCACGGCUACACCCCAUACAACAAUCGACCAUCGACAAGCGGUGGACAAUACUCGCCACGUGGCGGUCCCUCAUCCUCAAUGAACAUCACACAUACCACAUUCGCCCCGAAUGCUCAACGAGAAGAGCCUACGAUCAUAUUGCCGCCUGUCAAAAUCACGAUACCAGUUGCAACGACGUCUCCGGUGGUCACGACUUCUGCUCUGUCAGCUCAAGACUCACCUGCAUCCAGUAUCCGAUCCUCUGGUCCAGUGUCAACGAACCAAUUCUCGUUCCCACCACCAUCAGUUCCACAGUCGCCAGCCCCACCGACGCCACAACCGAUUCAAGCGCUUCAGAAUCAGCAGCAACAGAUUCAGAAGCAGGUUCAGGCUCAGGCUCCAAUUCAGAUGCCAAAGAGAGUAGAAGUGUCCCAACCGCUCACGUUGAACACCUCCCUUCCUUCUAAAAUGAGUGGUCCACCAUCUGCAACAUCAUCUGUGAACUCUCCAAGAUUGACUACGCCCAUCAGAUCCUUGGCUCCAGUCACCCCAGUGACGCCAAGUGUCAUUCCACAGGUUCCGAUGGUUCUGAAUCAGCCACCACCGCCAGUGAUGCCACAGAUGAUGAUGUCGGUUCCGCCGCCAACGCUGAUGGCUCAGAUGAGACAGCCACCACCGACGAUGUUGUCACAAGGCGUUUUUCCUAUUGAUGUGACUGUUCCACCGCCAAACUUCUCCGCUCCACCACCACAACUGCCACCACCUCCUGUCGCAGGCAUUCCACCACAUUUGAUGAUGUAUCAACAGGCUCCGCCCCUCGUGACUCCGCCCACACCCGCCCAAUUCUCAUAUCCACCACCACAAUUUAAUCCACAUUGA
Molecule: messenger RNA, 5178 nt
Organism: Caenorhabditis briggsae
Lineage: Eukaryota; Metazoa; Nematoda; Chromadorea; Rhabditida; Rhabditidae
Exons: 10
Coding region: 1-5178 (1725 amino acids)
Molecular function (GO): protein binding
Source: RefSeq, a predicted model, not a curated record